AUGACUUGUAAUCGAUUAACAUUAUUUCUUUUCUUUCUACUUAAUUUAACUAUUUGUGCAUCUCAAUUACAACAUCCAUUUAAACAAUGUUCAUCAAGAAGAACUGGUGAAGUUCUAAAAGCUUCAGUAAAUGCUCCAUGUGGUAAAGAAUAUUGUACAUUUUAUAAGGGUACUGAUGCUCGUCUUGAAUUUACAUUUAAAUUACGUAAGAAAGCUCAUAAAGUACGCGCUAAAGUUACAGCAACAAUAGGUACAAUCGAUCAUGAUUUUGUUCUACCAAAUCAUGAUGUUUGUCAAUUACUUGGUGGUUGUCCACUUAAAAUCGAUCAUCCUUAUUCAUAUCAUAAUAGUAUGUUUGUUAGUCCAACAUAUCCAUCUGUUAAAAUCAAUCAAAUGCGAUAUUAUUUAAUCGAUGGUAAAGGACGCGAAGUUGCUUGCGUUUCAUUACCCGUGAUGAUUACUGAAAAAGACUCAAAACCAUAA
Adineta steineri is the source of this 483-nucleotide messenger RNA. The record is from the annotation of a GenBank genome assembly. NCBI's taxonomy places the organism in Eukaryota, Metazoa, Rotifera, Eurotatoria, Adinetida, Adinetidae.